Molecule: messenger RNA, 463 nt
Organism: Salvelinus sp. IW2-2015
Lineage: Eukaryota; Metazoa; Chordata; Actinopteri; Salmoniformes; Salmonidae
Source: RefSeq, a predicted model, not a curated record
AGGUCUGGCUGGGCUUGGCAGCGAUGGUAACAUGUUGUUCUACGCCAUCCUUGGUUCAGCUGGCAUGACCUGCAUCACCAUCCUACUGGCGUUCUGUAUCGUCCUGCAGCUGAAGAGAGCCACCUUCCAGCGUCGUAUGGUCCAGGCCUUCCAGAAUAUAGUGAGAGAGGAGCCAGUGGUCCAGUUCAGUUCUGGCUCUCUCAACCUGCCCAGUAGGAAACAUAAGAACCCAGAGCAGUCCGUGGCCUACCCCACCCUGGACUGGAGCGACAUCAAGUUCCAGGACGUCAUCGGAGAGGGAAACUUUGGCCAGGUGCUCAAAGCUCGCAUUAAAAAGGACGGGCUGAGGAUGGACGCUGCUAUUAAACGCAUGAAAGAGUAUGCUCUAAAGAUGACCACAGGGAUUUUGCAGGGGAGCUGGAGGUGCUGUGUAAACUAGGACACCACCCCAACAUACAUCAAC